AUGCCGGGAGAGCAGCCUCCUCCUAGUGGCCUGCCCAUCUACACAAAUUUUGGCAAAGAAAAGGGUGCCAGUGGGGAGUCAAAUGAUACAUCUCUAUUGAAUGCAGAGAGAGAAGUGGAGAUUAUGAACCACUGCUUUGACGACGUGGAGCGAUUCAUGUCACGCUUGCAGCAGACAGCUGAGGCCCAGAGUGUUCUCAACCAAACGAAGAAGAAGAAAAGCAGAAAGAGCAAGAAGAAUAAGGACCAAGAUGAUGAUUUGUUGACCCUGAAAGCUUGCCCUCCAUCAGAGGAAGAAUUUGUGGACAUCUUUCAGAAAAUCAAGUACUCCCUCUGUCUUCUCGACCGUCUAAAGUCAUCCAUCGCAGAGCCUGAUGCACCAGAGCUGCUGCAUCCCAUCUUUGUGCCUCUUAGACUGAUGGUGGAAACCACUGGAGGGCCAGCGUUAGGUUCAUCGGUGGUCAGUCCUGCUAUGACCAGUGGUGCUGUUUCACUGCUUCAGAAGCACCUGACUGAGGAGGAAAAACAGCUGUGGACUUCCUUAGGACCUAACUGGAUUUCAAGCUGUUCGCACCUUAGUGUGUCUGGUUCUCCAUACUCACCUGUCUUCCUGGAUGGGUGGCAGCCUCAGGCCUAUAACUCAACGUGCCAGCUUAUUGAAGAUCCCAUCACGUCACAGCACAAACAAGAUGCUUUCAGGGAAAGUAGGCAGGCGCAGACUUUACACGACCAAGCUCGAAGGACAGCGGAGGGCCAUGGUGCAGGCACUGAUGAAGUAGAAGGAAAUUGGCUCCCACCAGAGGGAGAGAGACUUUACUGCUGCAGUUAUGACUUUGUGGCAAGAAACAGCAGUGAGCUUUCUGUGCUACAAGGAGAAACACUAGAGGUUAUUGAGUCAUCAAAGAGAUGGUGGAAGUGUCGAAAUCGCUUUGACCAGAUCGGAUUUGUCCCCUCCAAUAUCCUGGAGCCUCUGUCUGCACUGAAUAACACUGGGAGAGACAUCCCAGUGGUACGCAGAGAGUCACAGGUGCAAAAGACUCCUAUUUACCCUCGGACAAAGUACUUCUCAUAUGCUUCACCAAACCAAUUUGGGACCAAUCCUACUGCUACAAGCCAAAUGCGACCACAGAGUAUGGUUUUACCAUCUGCAACAACAAAGGAAGAAAACAGUGAGCGAGUCCUAAAAAUGAAUGAUGAGCUUUUUCGGCGGUUAGCUGGGAAAAGAGACUCAGUUCGUCCGCUGGUGGUUCCCCGCACCGCUGACACUUCUUCUCCCCUGAACUACCACUCAACGUCUGCCGAGGUGGAGGCCUGGCUCACCGCCAAAGGCUUCAGUCAGCAGACAGUUCAGAGUCUGGGCAUUUUAAAUGGAGCGCAGCUUUUUUCCCUGAAUAAGGAGGAGCUCCGCACUGUGUCACCAGAGGAAGGUGCAAGAGCCUACAGCCAAAUUAUGGUGCAGAAGGCCCUUCUCGAGGAUGUGCACAAAGCCUCGGAACUAGAAACGGUAAUGGAGAAACAAAAGCUGAAGAUUGACCUGAAAUCCGAGAGUGAUGUAAUGUGA
Perca flavescens (yellow perch) is the source of this 1560-nucleotide messenger RNA. RefSeq names its product EPS8 signaling adaptor L1a (gene eps8l1a). Gene Ontology annotation, biological process: regulation of Rho protein signal transduction; positive regulation of ruffle assembly; Rho protein signal transduction. Gene Ontology annotation, cellular component: ruffle membrane; plasma membrane; vesicle. The record is from RefSeq and is a predicted model, not a curated record. NCBI's taxonomy places the organism in Eukaryota, Metazoa, Chordata, Actinopteri, Perciformes, Percidae. Gene Ontology annotation, molecular function: actin binding.